Antrostomus carolinensis (chuck-will's-widow) is the source of this 708-nucleotide messenger RNA. It is a transcript of the gene NR2E3, whose product is annotated as nuclear receptor subfamily 2 group E member 3. Lineage: Eukaryota; Metazoa; Chordata; Aves; Caprimulgiformes; Caprimulgidae. The annotation marks the transcript as partial. The transcript has 5 exons. The record is from RefSeq and is a predicted model, not a curated record.
UUCAUGGCCAGCCUGAUGACGGCUGAGACCUGCGCCAAGCUGGAGCCCGAGGAUGCCGAUGAGACGGUAGACGUGACAGGUGGUGAGCCGGAGUGUGCGGCCAGCGAGUACCAGGUGGCACCUUACCCAGCAGCCAGCCCUGAAAAUGUCUACGAGACCUCAGCGCGUCUCCUCUUCAUGGCUGUGAAAUGGGCCAAGAACUUGCCAGUCUUCUCCAACCUGCCCUUCCGUGACCAGGUGAUUCUGCUGGAGGAAGCGUGGAGUGAGCUGUUCCUGCUCUGUGCCAUCCAGUGGUCCAUGCCCCUGGAGAGCUGCCCGCUGCUGGCUGUCCCCGAGCCAGCCCCUGGCAAGCUGCUGCCAGCCACCCUGGAUGUCCGGGUGCUGCAGGAGACCCUCGGCCGCUUCAAGGCAUUGGCUGUUGACCCCACUGAAUUCGCCUGCAUGAAGGCUGUGGUGCUCUUCAAACCAGAGACCCGUGGCCUGAAGGAUCCUGAGCAGGUGGAGAACCUGCAGGACCAGUCUCAGGUGAUGCUGGGCCAGCACAAUCGUUCUCACUACCCCGGGCAACCCGUCAGGUUCGGGAAGCUUCUCCUGCUCCUCCCGGCACUGCGCUUCAUCUCCUCUGAGCGCGUGGAGCUGCUCUUCUUCCGCCGGACCAUCGGCAACACCCCCAUGGAGAAGCUGCUGUGUGACAUGUUCAAGAACUGA